Messenger RNA from Schistocerca cancellata (South American locust), 399 nucleotides. Its product is annotated as neuropeptide-like protein 28. The transcript is spliced from 2 exons. The coding region runs from base 13 to 237 and encodes 74 amino acids. The record is from RefSeq and is a predicted model, not a curated record. Lineage: Eukaryota; Metazoa; Arthropoda; Insecta; Orthoptera; Acrididae.
UCGGUCCCAGAGAUGAAGGUACGUAGUUCGAAGGGAGCCAGCGCAAGAACCAUGUCGGGAAUCACGAUGCUCCUGCUGCUGGUGGCGAUGCUGGUGGCGGCUGGGACGGCGCAGUUCUACGGCUACGGCUACGGCUACCCCUCGUACUACGGCUACGGCCGCGGCUACUACCGCCCCUACUACGGAGGAGGCUACUACAGACCGUACUACAGGCGCUACUACGGCUACUACGGAUGAUGGAACUAGCGCAGGAAGUUCCUGGCUUCGACGCACCGUCAUUACCCAUCAGCUUACUCUUCUACGCUUUAUCGUACAUAUGUAUGGACUUGCCUUCGAAACUUAAUUGUGCGUUUCAUUGUGGUUAAUAAAGCAAAGUUUCAGCUGGUACAGCUCCAAAUA